GUUCUAGACUGCCUGGACUUGGCCACCCUGUGUUCUCUGUUAUCCUACUUGCCUGUUUGUUUCAGGGAAGGCUUUGAGCAAGAUGAGGCACACUAGUUAUUCUGUACAGAGUAACUUUCAUUGUCCCUCUUCCCAUCGAGAGAGCAUCGUGGGUGUUCUGGGAUCCAGAGUGGUGUCAUGAGCAUAUUAUGAGAAUUGGAAUGAAUCCUGAAUAACACAGUCAAGAUUGAGUGCCCUGAGCAAGGGCAUCUGGAAAUAGGAGCUUUGAAAAUGCUAAUGGUUUCUGUUAUCUUUCAGGUGGUAAACGUGUCAAGGCUAGAGGGAGAUGACAAUCCUGUGCAGCUCAUCUACUUCGUGGAGGAUCAAGAUGGAGAGAGACUCAGUGCAGUCAAGUCUUCAGAUCUGAUUAACAAGAUAGAUAUCCAGAGAGCAGCCAUUAUCUUGGGUUAUCGAAUUCAAGGUGCUGUUGCCCAACCCUUAGACAGAGUGAAGAGGCCGUCUCCAGAGUCCCAGAGCAGCAACCUCUGGGUCAUUGUCGGCGUGGUCAUUCCAGUGCUGGUGGUGAUGGUGAUUGUCAUCAUCCUCUACUGGAAACUCUGCCGCACGGACAAGUUGGACUUCCAGCCUGACACGGUGGCCAACAUCCAGCAGCGUCAGAAGGUAAGGGUGUAACCCCCAGCCUUCACA
This is a messenger RNA of Ailuropoda melanoleuca (giant panda), 687 nucleotides long. RefSeq names its product UPF0606 protein KIAA1549-like. NCBI's taxonomy places the organism in Eukaryota, Metazoa, Chordata, Mammalia, Carnivora, Ursidae. The transcript is spliced from 2 exons. Bases 271 to 672 code for a protein of 133 amino acids. The record is from RefSeq and is a predicted model, not a curated record.